Messenger RNA from Lingula anatina, 1251 nucleotides. RefSeq lists its product as uncharacterized. The record is from RefSeq and is a predicted model, not a curated record. Lineage: Eukaryota; Metazoa; Brachiopoda; Lingulata; Lingulida; Lingulidae.
UAGUAUAAAUGUCUCUGGAUGUGGAUGGUCAUUGAUAAAAGAAGUUCAACAUUUAGCCUGAAACAGCGCGUUCGCCAAGAAAGAGCAACUAUCUAGUCAAAAUGAAGACGAUAAUCCACGUGGUAUGCAUGGUGUUUGCUAUUAUUGGAGUGGCGGAGUGUGCAGACGAAGAUAAAAAAUGUAUGGGAAUUCAAACAAUAACAGGAAAGGGAAAUAAUAAGUCUCCUAUCAUCCCACCAUUGUCUGAGGAUUGUUUUAAGAAGUUGGAUAACAACGGAAUUUCUCUCUCUUUGCCAUUCUGUCCAAAAGAUGUAUGUGACACGACCUACAAAGCCCCGACCACCAUAAAAUACCAAAACAAGAACUGCAAUGUCAUUUGUCCACAUAUUUUCCACUACGCACAAGUGGUUUGCGACACGAAUGAGACCUGCGGGACAAAUAAACACUGUGACGUUGACGAAAACUUCAAGAAAACAUACACAGUGUUGGCCAAUUGCCCAGGAAAACCAAAACCAAUAAAGAUCAAAGUAGAGAAUGUCCCAUACUGCUGCUCCUGUCAAAAUGACUAAACCCGUGAUCAAUGUAAAGUUCAAACUUAAUGAGUUUUGGUAGAAAUAUGAUACGGAACGGGAGGAAACUUCUUCACAAUAUACAAUUUGUAAACGUUGUUUCAUUUGUGAUUGUUCCUAGACGUUCGUUGAAAGCCCUGGCGAGCUCACUGUCAAGAGCAGUGAAAAACGCGACUGAAGUUACGAUAAUAAGAUAUAAGUUAAUUUUUGUAGCCAAGACUCCGUUGCCAAACAUUAGUUUUUUUAUUAUUAUAUGGAGCUGAACGAACUAAAAAUAUAAAUGCUGCACUUUAUAUUGUAUGGGCAAGUCAAAAGAAUAAAAAUUACGGCAAAUAGGAUAUGACAAAUGAUAACGCAUUUACAUAGUAAUUUCAUUGUAUCAAGCUUUUCAAAAUCUGUUUCUAGGUUAUAUUUAUUCUUAAGAAAUACUAUUUGAUAAAGCCGCACAAUUAUAUUUAUUGUAGUCUUCUUAAGAAAUCGGCGGUCGAAUGUUGCGCAAGAAUCUGUAGAUAUUUCAUUUGAUAUAAUUUUAGAUAUAUUUGAUAUAAAAAAGUGCAAUGUGCUGGUUCUGAACUGCCAUUUGUAUACUUUUGAAUUGCAAAAGCUGUAAAAAGGCGUAGGCAGUGUUCAAGGUAUAAUAUUGGAAUAAUGCGUGUAUUUUGCAAUAAAAGUUUUAAAAUAU